AACGGCGGCGCUUCAAUGCAAAGUCGACGUCGUCUUAGGGACGUGAGAGAUCAGCAUUUCAGAGCCGCGUUGACCGGCCUUCCUGUACCGUCUCGGGAGAUACACUGAUAUUGUAACUCAAGUUUCAAUGUCCCUGAAAUUAUGUUGGUGUUGGUGCUCUUCACGCUCGUUAUCUACCUCACACAGCAGGGACACGGACGAAAUAUACGCCCGCCGGGUAUCGCCGUGCCUCCAGUUAAACCUAGAGACUCCUUGGAGGGAUUUGUCGAAUGGGACAAGUACUCAAUGAUCAUUCGAGGGGAGCGUGUGUUCAUAUUUUCUGGGGAAUUCCAUCCCUGGCGUCUUCCGAGUCCGGGACUAUGGCUUGACAUUUUCCAGAAAAUCAAAGCUUUGGGCUUCAAUGCCGUGUCAUUCUACACCUAUUGGGGCCUCGUGGAAGGUACGCCAGGCCAAGUACGCUUCGAGGGUGUCUUCGCUCUAGGGGAAUUCUUUAAGGCUGCUGCCGAAGCGGGUAUAUAUAUCAUUGCCAGGCCCGGCCCCUAUAUCAACGCGGAAACCGCCCUAGGUGGCUUUCCGGGCUGGACUGCGAGGAUCAAAGCGCCUCUUCGUGGGGACGACCCUGAAUUCGUGAACGCCACGGAGCUGUACGCUGCCACCGUCGGCAAGCUGAUUGCCGAUGCUCAGAUCACAGUGGGCGGUCCAGUAAUUAUGGUGCAGCCCGAGAAUGAGUAUGACACAUGGCCUGGCGUCAAUGACACGGACUUUCCGGCCCAAUUCAAUAAGAAUUACAUGGAGCAUGUCAAGCAGCAGCUCAAGAAAGCCGGGAACGUGGUGCCCCAGAUGGUUAACGAUCACCUCUAUCAGGGGAACUGGGCUCCCGGGAGUGGGCUCGGCGAGACAGAAUUGUACGCAAUCGACGCUUACCCGAUGCGAUAUGACUGUGCCCACCCUGAUAUCUGGCCCACGAUAAGGUGGCCGGAGAAUUGGCACAUCAAACACGAACAAUACAGUCCAAAUACCCCAUUCUUCGUUGCUGAGUUUCAAGGAGGAGCCGGUACGGGAUUUGGGGGCGUAAAUCAGGACAGCUGCAACGAGCUUGUGAACCAGGAGUCCGUCCGUGUCUUGUGGAAAAACAAUUAUGGAUUUGCUAUCAAGAUCUUCAACGUCUACAUGACAUACGGCGGAACCAAUUGGGGUAACCUCGGGUAUAGGGGCGGCGACAGUUCAUAUGAUUACGGGGCAGCAAUCAAAGAAAACCGACAUGUCUGGCGGGAGAAGUACUCGGAGGAGAAGCUCGAGGCCAACUUCUUCAAGGUGUCGCCAGCGUACCUAACCGCAACUGCGGGAAACGGGACCAAAGGCGCAUAUACCUCGACCGAUCUUCUCGUCACCACGCCGGUCAGGGGGACUGACCACCCCACCAAAUUUUAUAUCAUGCGCCAGGACGACUGGACGUCGACAGACACAGUAACUUACGCGUUCACCGCGCCUACGAGUGCGGGGAAUAUAUCGAUCCCUCAGCUGGGGGGUGAGCUUGUGCUCACUCGCAGAGACUCCAAGAUCCACGUAACGGACUACGACGUGGGCGGGAUUAACUUACUCUAUUGUACAGCCGAGAUAUUCACUUGGGCACGGGAUGCUUCGGGAAAGAGAACGCUGGUUCUUUACGGCGGGGCAGGGGAGGUUCACGAAUUUGCUAUUGACCUCACGAAUGCAUCGACAACAGCUGCAUACGCAAGCCUCCAUUACGGGGGUGCGAAAGUCAAGAUGGUGAAAUCGAACCAGCUGGUGGUUCAGUGGACAGUCUCCCCGGAGAGAAGAAUAUUCAGGCUCGGCGACAAACUCGAGGUCCUCUUGCUGUGGCGUAAUGAUGCGUACAACUAUUGGGUAACAGAACUCCCUGCUAAGGCGCCCAUCUCCAACUACUCCUCCCCGUCAAAAUCUGUUGUUGUCGUGAAGGGACCGUAUCUGGUCCGCACAGCAGACCUGGACGGCGAGACGCUCCGGCUCACCGGCGAUAUCAACCGAACGACCGACAUCGAGCUCGUCUACGAACCUACCGGGAAAGUUAAUGCCGUAUCGUUCAACGGCGAGCCCUUGGACGCAAAGCGCAACAAGGACGGGAAGCUUGGCGCGCUGUUGACCUUUAGUCCCCCCGACUUCGCGCUCCCCGACUUCUCUGCCCUGGAAUGGAAAUACAUCGACUCUCUCCCGGAAAUCCAGGCUUCUUACGACGACUCGGCGUGGGUUUCGUGCGAAAACCCGACCACCAACAAUCCUCAGGCACUCCUGACCCCCACAUCUCUUUACGCGAGCGAUUAUGGUUUUCACAGCGGGUCGCUCAUCUAUCGAGGCCACUUUACGGCGAGCGGCGAGGAGUCGGAUCUGUUCCUCAACGUCACCGGCGGGAACGGUUUCGGGUACUCGGCAUGGCUGGACGACGAGUGGCUCGGCUCGUGGGACGGGGCGGGGACGGGCGGCGGCUCGCACACGCACUCGCGCACCUUCUCGCUCGCCGGGCGCGCGCUCGGGGCGGGGUCUCGGCGCGUCCUGACGGUGCUGAUCGACCACAUGGGGCAGGAUGAGGAGGCGCCGGGGACGGACGCGAUCAAGGCGCCGCUGGGCGUCGUCAACUACGGCCUCGCCGGCCGCGCGCAGGCCGACGUGGCCUGGAAGCUGACGGGCAACCUCGGCGGCGAGGCGUACCGCGACCUGGCGCGCGGCCCCCGCAAUGAGGGCGCCUUGUUCGCCGAGCGCCAAGGCUACCACCAGCCGGCGCCGCCCAGCCAGGCCUGGCUGCCCGCGAGCCCGAUCCGCGACGGCAUCGCCGCGGCCGGCGUCGCGUUCUACACCACCACCUUCGAGCUCGACGUCCCCGCCGGGUACGACGUGCCGCUGAGCUUCGUGUUCGCAAACUCCACAGCAGGGGCCAAUUAUCGCUGCCAGCUUUUCGUCAACGGGUGGCAGUUUGGGAAAUUCGUCGCGAAUCUGGGGCCUCAGACCAACUUCCCCGUGCCGGAAGGCAUCCUCAACCACAACGGGGUCAACACGGUCGCGGUCACGCUGUGGUCGCUCGACGAAGGCGGCGCGAGGCUCGACGGCCUGUCCCUCGAACCAGAGAUGCCUCUCUGGUCUGGCUACAGGAAGCCGUGGCUGUCGCCUCAGCCUACCUGGCAGGAAAGGUACGGGACGUACUAGAUCGGUCGGUCGUCGGGAAAAAAGGACAUGGUUAUCCUUGCCAAGGCAUAAUAUAUAUAUAUAUCGGUCGGCCCGUUCGGUCGUGUCGUUGAGCGUUGGGCCAUACAUAGAUCGACAUCCGCCUCGUCAGUUCGGCAUUGGGUAGAAAUGGGAAAUAAGGCUCGACAUUGACCUAAGACAGGUUAAGGCUUUCUUUUGCGACGCACGUCGCCCGAUGCCCGAAAGCCACCUUCCCCCCUGAAUAAUUAUAUAGGUUACUCACUCGAUUCUCGCCUCCCGGUGAGAAGUGAUACAUCGCGUACAGACUCAGAUUG
This is a messenger RNA of Durotheca rogersii, 3512 nucleotides long. RefSeq names its product glycoside hydrolase family 35 protein. The transcript has 6 exons. Gene Ontology annotation, molecular function: beta-galactosidase activity. Lineage: Eukaryota; Fungi; Ascomycota; Sordariomycetes; Xylariales; Xylariaceae. Gene Ontology annotation, cellular component: vacuole. Gene Ontology annotation, biological process: carbohydrate metabolic process. The record is from RefSeq and is a predicted model, not a curated record. The coding region runs from base 142 to 3198 and encodes 1018 amino acids.